AUGGCACUACAACUGUUUCGGCGUUGUGACGCUAUAUGUGGUAGUAGUAAUAGGUGUGCUGUGAAACUUUAUCCCGUAUGUCCCAAAUGUUUGAAUCGUCAAGAAGUACCAAGAUAUAAAAAUCCAUCGUCCUCCCGCUUUUGUCACUUAAAAUUCUGUCUCACAAGAUUAGCACCAGUAGUCUAUGCGAUUAAUACCAGUAUCGUACAAACAAUUGACAAAUCGCCCUAUGAAGUUGUUUUCGGUCAAAAACCAAGAUCUGAUUUCGAAAUAUGGAGUGUAUUGAGUAAAGAUGGAAUUGAAGAUGAAGAACAAUUACCAAAUAAUUUUAUCGAUACCUUGAAUGGAUGUCGAACUAUUGACGACACAUCAAACACCCCAUCCCAUAAUGAUCCUGAAAUCAAUGCUGCUAUCGAUACAAUAGAUGAGGCUAUUACUACCACAUCGACAAUAUUCAAUCUAAUAAAAGAUUUGCCUGCUCGAUCACCGCAACUUACC
This is a messenger RNA of Didymodactylos carnosus, 498 nucleotides long. The record is from the annotation of a GenBank genome assembly. Lineage: Eukaryota; Metazoa; Rotifera; Eurotatoria; Philodinida; Philodinidae.